AUGCGUCUCGCCAAACUCUCCUUCGUCAUUCAGGCACUGCUUCUGACCGCUGCUGCGGCUCAGAGUGCAGGGGCUUCCGACCUGCUCAGCGAUCUCACCGAGCCCUCGUCCAGUGCAGCGACUGAAACCUCCACUUCCGAGACUCCCAGCACCACUCCCUCCGCUUCUGAGACUUCGGCCACUUCUACUUCCUCCGAAGCGUCGACUACCUCAAAGGAGGCCCCUUCCACCACUUCCACGUCCGCGAGUGUUGCUUCCACCACCUCUUCCAGCGAAGCCCCCUCAACAACAACAACUCACACCACUAAAAAUGAACCUACUUCCACCACCCACGACGGCUCCACCACCUCUGCCUCUGACACUAGCUCGACUACUCAGAAGCCGGUCGUGAAGACCGUCACCUCCUACCAAACUAUCGGCGACAGCACCAUUGCCAAUGUUAUGACGACAACCUCCACUCCCACCUCGGGCCCGACCUCGCCCUCGCUUAACAGCGACAGCAAGAGCUCUUCGAGCAGCGGUGUGUCCGAGUCUGACAAGAAGAUCAUCAUCGGUGUGGUGGUCGGUGUCGGCGGUGCAAUCCUGCUGGGUGUUUUGGCUGUCGUGGUCUGGCGCAUCCAAAAGAAGCGCAGCGAGCAGUACAAUGAUGACGAUGAUGAUCUGAUGGGUGGUACCGCUGUCGGCACUGGCCCUCGCGAGAAGGCCCCCAGCCCGGCUCAGGGCGGCACCCCAUUCCGGAGCACACUGGACCAGUAUCACAACCCUGGCCCUGUCAACGCCGCAUCUAACUUCUAG
Messenger RNA from Penicillium cinerascens, 795 nucleotides. It is a transcript of the gene midA, whose product is annotated as putative cell wall protein. Bases 1 to 795 code for a protein of 264 amino acids. The transcript has a single exon. The record is from RefSeq and is a predicted model, not a curated record. NCBI's taxonomy places the organism in Eukaryota, Fungi, Ascomycota, Eurotiomycetes, Eurotiales, Aspergillaceae.